This is a messenger RNA of Penicillium odoratum, 234 nucleotides long. RefSeq lists its product as uncharacterized. NCBI's taxonomy places the organism in Eukaryota, Fungi, Ascomycota, Eurotiomycetes, Eurotiales, Aspergillaceae. The transcript has a single exon. The record is from RefSeq and is a predicted model, not a curated record. Bases 1 to 234 code for a protein of 77 amino acids.
AUGUCGCUAUCAUAUGUUAACCCGGACCUUGCCGGGCAUGAUAGUGGGCUCGGUCGUGUAAGCGACUCCGUCCGUUCAUUUAUUCUUGCACGGUACCAGCAGGAGAAGCGGGACAGUGAAGACGAAGAAGAGAACUUCAAUGAACGUUGUGAUUGCACGAAUCUGGCUUCGUUUCGUCUCUUAGAUGAUUCGGAUUUUGAAGACAUUCCAGCAGCCAAACCCACUUGGAAUUGA